Molecule: messenger RNA, 1575 nt
Organism: Ophidiomyces ophidiicola
Lineage: Eukaryota; Fungi; Ascomycota; Eurotiomycetes; Onygenales; Onygenaceae
Gene: QNS1
Product: glutamine-dependent NAD(+) synthetase
Exons: 5
Coding region: 1-1575 (524 amino acids)
Biological process (GO): NAD+ biosynthetic process
Cellular component (GO): cytoplasm
Molecular function (GO): NAD+ synthase (glutamine-hydrolyzing) activity; glutaminase activity; ATP binding
Source: RefSeq, a predicted model, not a curated record
AUGGGUCUGAAUGGCGUCGAGAUCUUCACCAACAGCUCUGGAUCUCAUCAUAAUUUGAGAAAACUUGACCAGCGUGUCUCUCUCAUCCUUGAGGCGACUCGGAAGAGUGGAGGGAUAUACCUUUAUUCCAACUUGAAAGGAGGUGGUGGGGAAAGAUUGUACUAUGAUGGCUGCAGCAUGAUCGUCGUCAACGGCGAGAUCGUUGCCCAAGGUUCUCAGUUUUCUCUCGAUGACGUUGAAGUUGUUACCGCAACUGUUGAUCUUGAGGAAGUUAGGGCAUUUCGUUUUGCCCCCAGUCGAGGCUUGCAAGCAGUUCGGACUCCCGAAUAUAAGCGCAUCGAGACACAUUUUUCUCUCUCCGCGGAAAGUAAGCGGCUAGCUCUUGAUCUUGUUUUAACACCUCCUCGCCCUCUAUGGUCCCAUCGCCCCGAGGAAGAAAUUGCCUUGGGCCCAGCGUGCUGGCUAUGGGAUUAUCUUCGUCGCUCUCGACUUUCUGGCUUCCUUGUUCCCUUAAGUGGUGGCAUUGAUUCCUGUGCUACUGCAUUGAUUGUUUUUUCAAUGUGCCGCCUUGUUGUUGAGGCCAUUGAAAAUGGAAACCAGCAAGUCAUCGACGAUACGAGACGUAUUGCCGGGCCUUAUGAGAACCAAGGGUGGCUACCAAAAUCCCCUCAAGAGUUAUGUCACAACAUUUUCCAUACUAUAUACAUGGGAAUGGCCACGCAGUCAUCGAAGGAAACGAGAACCAGGGCCAGAGAUCUAUCUAAGGCAAUUGGUGCCUACCAUAUCGAUCUCGAUAUUGACGAAAUUUUCAAUGCUCAGAAAAAUACUUUUACUAAGGCUACCGGAUUCGAACCAAAUUUCAAGGUAUACGGUGGAACCCAGGCAGAGAAUCUGGCACUCCAGAAUAUUCAAGCCCGGACGAGAAUGGUCACUGCAUACGAAUUCAGCCAACUCCUUCCAACGGUCCGAAAGAGGCCAGGCGGAGGUGGUUUACUCGUAUUAGGUAGUGCCAAUUGUGACGAGGCUCUUCGAGGAUAUUAUACCAGAUAUGAUUGCUCAUCCGCCGAUAUAAACCCCAUAGGCUCCAUUUCAAAAUCAGAUUUAAGGAGAUUUAUUGCAUGGGCAGAGAAGGAAUUUCAAUUACCGAUAUUGAAAGAGUUUCUGAACGCAACUCCUACAGCGGAGUUGGAACCCAUAACAAAAGACUAUGUACAAGCCGACGAAGUAGAUAUGGGUAUGACAUACGAUGAGCUCUCAACGUUUGGAAUAUGUCGAAAAGUAUUAAAAUUAGGCCCAUACGGUAUGUUCGAAAAAUUACUACAUGAGUGGAAAAAUCUAGCUCCACGAGAUGUGGCAACGAAGGUCAAGCGAUUCUAUCACUAUUACGCUAUUAAUCGCUUUAAAAUGACUACAUUGACCCCAUCGUAUCAUGCAGAGGCGUAUUCGCCCGAUGAUAAUCGAUUUGACCUGCGCCCGUUUCUUCUCCCGCCACAAUACUCGAGUCAUCCCUUUCAGAAGAUUGAUCAGUUGGUAGAAAGAAUAGAGAGUCGCGAGGCGAAGAAAAGCACUGAAUAA